Brassica rapa (field mustard) is the source of this 2870-nucleotide messenger RNA. RefSeq names its product CRIB domain-containing protein RIC10. NCBI's taxonomy places the organism in Eukaryota, Viridiplantae, Streptophyta, Magnoliopsida, Brassicales, Brassicaceae. The record is from RefSeq and is a predicted model, not a curated record.
UUUUUGUGAUCUCUUCAACAUGGCAAUGAAAAUGAAGGGCAUCUACAAAGGCUUCAAAUGUAUCUCUCAAAUAUUUGCCGGGGAGAAAGAGAGUGAUGAAAUAGAAAUUGGGUAUCCAACAAAUGUAAAACAUGUCUCUCAUAUUGGCUGGGAGGGUUCUUCUAGUAGUGGUCCUGGUUGGAUGAGUGAGUUCAAGGUCGGAGCUGAGGUUUUGUCUCCAAGGGCAUCAUCGUUUAGUAAUGCAAGACCUUCUACUUCUUUUUUCACCUCGUCUUCAACCGAUUUUGAUCAAGGGUCGAGUAAACGAACAAUAUCUGAUACACUAAGAGAUGUACCUCCAGUUACUCCAAUAAAUUUACCUAAACAUAGCAACAAGAAAAGUAGUAGAAGAAAGAAGUCAGCUUCAUCAUCAUCAUCUCCAAAAUCUUCAAGAUCAUCUAUUUUUUCUAAAUCUUCGUAUAAAUCAACUGUAUCCCAACUAAUCUAAACAUAUAAGAGUAGGUGCAAGAAAGAAAGAAAAAGUCAAAAGUUUGAUCGCCUUUGUGCAUAAUUGAGGGGGAUUUUUUUGCUGAUUAUUUUUUUUUAUUUUUUCAUAUAUGUAGACAUGUGUUCAAAGUUUGAAUGUUUUAUGUAAAUAAAAAGACUAGGAAAAAAAAAUUGAAAGUAGAGGCAAAACUAUUUAGAGAAAAAAAAUCGAAACUUUGAGACGUUUUUAUCCAAGUCUCGAAGAAGUAUCACACCUUCAUUUUGGAGACAACGUUAAAUAUCUCCAGAAAAUGGGUCAUAUUUUCCAAAAGUGAAUACUAUAUUAUUAUGUAAUGAUACUCAUUUGAACUUUAGAGAUAGUUGACUAUUCAAACAGACUUAUUAUUACAUGCGAAUCGCAUGAUGCGAUAGAUAAAAAAGCUAUAGACCAAAUAAUGUAUGGCGAGAGAGGAGAUCUGGGGACCUUAUGUUAAGCUCUCCUGCCUUGAACUUGUUUCUAGUAUCAAUAGUUCUUAUCCACUGCGGAUAGCGCCCUCAUGAUCUUGAAUUUGAUCUCAUCAGGGGUAAAAUCUAUAAAUAAAACUCUACUUAUCAAUAAAUUAUCUCCCCCGUAUGCUUUAUUUAACUUAAAUACACAAGACGGUUUACUUUUUCAACGAUUUUACUAUCAAAGUCUUACACUUUUUCUCGGUUUUUUUACUUAAUAAGAUAUAUUUAAAAGUUAAUACGCAACAGAUCGAUUUAUCAUUCCUUCUAAUUGUAGAGUUUUGCACCGUUGUCUCAUUGUUUCUUCGGGUUUUUGGGUAUUCGCCGCUGUUUUGUGAUUUUUUUAAUAUUUACUAAUUCUAAUGUUUGACAUAUGUGAUUAUAAGAUUCUAAUGUUUGAUAGAUAUAAAAUUUUAUUAUAAAUAUGGCUUUGAUAAUUUAGGUACUUAUAAAACGGUAUCUCUUGUACAGCAUUAGAUAGAAAUUCUUUCAUGUCUGAGAGAUAUAUAAGGGGAUGGUAGACUCUCUCCUUUCUCUCUCUUAAGAAUCCUUGAGAGAAAAAGUCUGAGUCGUGGUGGUUCCCUCUUGUUUGAUCUUGUCCCGACAUCUGUGGUUCCGUUCCUGUUUGGAGCUACAUGUCUAGUGUUCUGUUCCAGUAUCGCACCUAUCGUGGGGUGGAUGUGCCUUUUGACUCUGGGGCCGUGCCGUUCCUUCUUCGGCGGUGGUCGCCGGCUAUCGUACUUUCGGAAGUGCUCGAGUGAUGUGAUGUUUUCGUUUCGUGUUUGGUGAUGUGAGUUUGGAUGAGCUCUCGAUUCUAAUCGAUGAUGCUCUCCAAAACUCGUUUGUUUGCGUGGUGGCUGCUGAAUCUCCUAAACCUUCAAUACAGUCGUUUUCAAUACAGUCGUUGGAGGUGGUUUUUCGGUGGAUGUGGUCAAGUUCCCGGUUAUUCUCCAGAGGUUAAUUGAUUUGGUUUGUUCAUGCUUGUCGAUGAAGACAGUGGAAGCUCGUGGUCCGGUAAGAUGUUGGUGGUGCGUCGCUGAGAGGUCCCGGCAGAUCAAGCCAAAAGAGACGCUGACGGUUCAACUUUAAGCCACAUGUUUUUCUUUUUGGUGUGUGGGUAACACGUGGGUUUGAAGAGUGGAUCACUAUCUAUUUCUCUUUUGGGCUUGGAAAUAGUUGAAGGCAUGGUUGGUCUUUUGUUUCUGUAUGUUUUUUACAGGCUAGUCUUUGGGCCCUGUAUUUCUGUAGUUUAUAUUAUGCCUCUGAGCCUUUAUAAAAUAUUUUCAGUGAAAAAAAAAAAGGUACUUAUAAAUCGGUGAAGCAUUAGAUCUAUUAAAUUUAUUAUUUUUCAAAAGUUUUCAAGCUAUAUCAUUAAACAUUAAUAUAAGCUGCGAACAAAUCCCCCACUAGUUUCAAUAAAAAAAAAAGGUAAAACAACCAUUUCUUUGGUCAACUUUAUAUCAUUUUAGUAGAGCAUCUCCGGCUUAGAGUUUUUGUUGAAUACUCAGAAAUAAAAUAAUUAAAAUUUGAAAGGUAGAGAAAAACAGAAACUUUUUUUAUUAAUAUUUUUUUUUGAAAUUCUCUACAGAAACUCUUUAGCUAUUUCAACUUGAGAAUAAUUUUAAAACUUAACUAUUUAAUAGAACAUAUUAAAAUAAUAAUAUUUUAUGAUUAAGAUUCUUAAUAUAAGUUUCGCCGUUGAAAAUAUUCUUAGUGAUCAACUAUCUAUACGAUGAAUAUGACGGCAUGAAAAGUCUUAACCACAACUUGAUAAAAAAAAAUUUAAAAUGUAAGUGAGGGAGAACUUUGAAACUAUAAAGACAAAUAAAAUCGAUAUUAGAAAUAGUUUACACAAUUCUUAUAAACAACCAAAAUUUACACCGCUAGCAAAAAAAAAA